CAAUUUUAGAAAAAACAUCGGAGAAGAAACACUAAAUCAUAUAGUGUGAUAUCUUGUGGAACUUGAAAAAACAAAUUGACUUCACAUCUUCCAGAGCAACAAUACACAUAUCCAGACAAAAACCUCUUUCACCACAUGUACAUCUAGCAUCAAGACUAGUUCUCCAAUAUUCUCGAUUUCACCACUCGAAUAAUGUCUAGUUGUCCACCCACAAUAUAAAGACGUUAUAGUUGACCCAUUCAUAUAUCACUUGCAAUAACCUCAAUGGCUCCUCCUAACAAGCUUACACUUCCACUUACACCCAUAUGUUUGCUAGUAUACUUAUGGUGUUUUGGGGUGUUUAUGACGUUAGCCUUGGGUUCAAAGGCUAGACAUUUCAAAUGGGAAGUCGAUUACAUGUACGCUACACCCGAUUGCUUAGAAAACGUGGUCAUGGGCAUCAAUGGUCAGUUCCCUGGCCCAACCAUCAAAGCUCGAGCCGGUGACACUGUUGUUGUCCAUCUUACAAACAAACUCCAUACCGAGGGUGUCGUUAUUCAUUGGCAUGGUAUUCGACAGUUUGGAACACCAUGGGCUGAUGGAACUGCAUCCAUAUCACAAUGUGCCAUAAACCCUGGAGAGACAUUUGUGUACAGGUUCAAGGUUGAUAAGGCGGGUACAUACUUUUACCAUGGACAUUACGGGAUGCAAAGAUCAGCGGGAUUGUACGGAUUGUUGAUAGUGGACGUUGAGGAGGGAAAGAAGGAAAGUUUUCAUUAUGAUGGGGAGUUUAACUUGUUGUUAAGUGAUUGGUGGCAUAAAGGUGCUCAUGAACAAGAGGUUGAUCUUUCGUCAAAUCCUAUGCGUUGGAUCGGUGAACCCCAGAGUUUGUUAAUAAAUGGAAGAGGACAAUAUAAUUGCACAUUAGCACCAGCGCAUAAUAGCAAUGGCUCAAGUCUACCAGUGUGCAAAUUUAGAGGAAAUGAACAGUGCGCACCAAACAUCUUACAUGUGGAGCCAAACAAGACAUAUAGGCUGAGAGUGGCCAGCACUACUGCUUUAGCCUCACUCAACCUUGCCAUUGGGAACCACAAGAUGGUGAUGGUGGAAGCAGACGGGAAUUAUCUACAACCAUUUUCGGUUAAUGACUUUGACAUAUACUCUGGUGAAACAUAUUCAGUCAUAUUCCGUACAGACCAAAAUCUUUCCAAUAACUAUUGGAUCUCGGUGGGUGUGAGAGGAAGAGAACCAAAAACCCCUCAAGGUUUAGCAAUAUUACACUAUAAGUCCACCACUUCAUCAAAACUUCCCAAUCUUCCUCCUCCCAAGACCCCACAAUGGAACGACUACACCCGUAGCAAAUCAUUCGCUAACAAAAUUCUAGCCUUUUCAGGGUCACCACGACCUCCAACCAAUUACACUCGUCGAAUCUUCCUCCUCAAUACCCAAAAUCGUAUCAAUGGUUAUACCAGAUGGGCCAUUAACAAUGUGUCACUAAACCUACCCUCAACCCCUUACUUAGGGUCAAUAAAACAUGGUUUGACUAGUGCGUUUGACCAAAAAAGUCCACCCGAGACCUUCGUUAACACAUAUGAUAUCACUAUGCCCCCAUCAAACCCCAAUGCGACAUAUGGGAAUGGGGUUUAUAAGCUAGAAUUUGGCAAGACUAUUGAUGUGAUACUACAAAAUGCGAAUGCUCUAAAUGCGAAUGUGAGUGAGAUACACCCAUGGCAUCUUCAUGGGCAUGACUUUUGGAUAUUAGGAUAUGGAGAGGGGAAAUUCUCCAAGAAAGAUGAAAAGAAACUCAACUUGCAAAACCCACCAUUGAGAAAUACAGUUGUUAUAUUUCCUUAUGGAUGGACAGCGUUAAGAUUUGUUACUGAUAAUCCAGGUGUAUGGGCGUUUCAUUGUCAUAUAGAGCCUCAUUUGCAUAUGGGCAUGGGUGUGAUUUUCGCCUCAGGGGUUCAUUUAGUGGGGAAGAUACCGGAAGAAGCUCUUUCUUGUGGUUUGACAGGUAAGCUGCUAAGAAGCAAUAACCACAAUUAAAGGGGGUAAUUAUUUAACCCCUAAAUUUUUGAGGGGUUGUUUCUUGUUUAAUGAUAUAUGUGUGGGGUAAAAUUGCAUUUUUGUAAACUUUGAGGAUUUGUUGAAUGAACCCUAAAACUGCUUAUAGUUGAUUUUUGUAAACAUGGGUGUUUUAAUGGAGAUGUUACAUAAUGGUAUUGGUAACGAGUGAAUGAGCUAAAGCCGAAUAUGGUACGUAAAAUUGCAAAGGCAGAAAUUUUGUAAAAGAAUGAACUAUAAAUAUGUAAGUUUGGAGUCGAAUGAUCAUUCAUAUUAUUAUUUUUGUUCAUCUAAACUGUUAACUUGUUGAUUCAAAUUAUCAUGCUCGUUUGGAACAUUAACCAGAUUGUUUAAUAAAUUUAUCCGAUUAUAUUAAACUUUCAAUCAUUUUAUUGUUUCUUUCUUUAAAUAUUUUUUGGAAACAUUGUAAUAUUUAUGAUUCUGGUAGCAGUGAACGAAAAUAUAUAGUAAUAAAAUUUAUAAGGUGCAUGGUGCUUCUUGUGUAAUUGCAUCAAUGGAAGUCUGUUGUGUGAUUGUUGCACAAAAAAUAAAUAAAUAAAUAUUAUCUAGAAAAGAAAAUAAAUGAAUUUUCAGAAAUAAAAAAUCCCAA
Messenger RNA from Lactuca saligna, 2653 nucleotides. NCBI's taxonomy places the organism in Eukaryota, Viridiplantae, Streptophyta, Magnoliopsida, Asterales, Asteraceae. The record is from the annotation of a GenBank genome assembly.